CGACUUGAGUCACGUUGACUCUGACCUACCAUGACCCUUUGACUUGAAUCCCUUUUUUUUCAUUGACUCGUGUAUGAAAUAAAGGGUCCACGUAAAACAUCAAGAUGGCCAUUCUCCUUGGAGGUAGAGCCUUCGGACCAAGGACAACACGUAGCUUUCGACGCUGCCUUAGCUCCGCAACCGUCAUCAGCAUCCCAAAGGCCGAUGUAUACCGCUUUGGAGACGCGAACUGCGGAUAUCGCCUCAGCCCACCACCGCCUGGAGGUCUCUUUCCUUUUCUCUUUCCUAGGGAUCCACAGAUGCACGUUUCUGUAGUCUCGUUCGGUAACCGACGUCGCAGCAGUGGAGGCGCCUUCUACGACUAUACGGCCCGCUAUGGCGCCGUUCAAGAAGAGGACCGCAUAACCCUCCGUCAGCACAUGUUCCCAGAAACCCUAAACGUUGACGUAGUCCCUCCCGAACUUCGUGAUCCUUCCAGCCAAGUUCAGGUUCAAGUUGAAAUCUCAGCUGAGAAGCAGCAGCUCUUCGAUGACCUUGUGGAACGGAUGGGUCUCCAGAAGUACUUGGAUCUCCCUCUCAUCGCGUUAAGUAAUGGCCAGACGCGUCGGGCGCGUAUCCUCAAAGCUAUAUGGACUCAACCCGAGCUCCUUCUUCUAGACGAGCCUCUUACUGGGUUGGAUGUCCAAAAUCGCCCCAACCUUUUGAAUCUUCUGCAUUCUCUUCACCAAUCACGCUCGCCUCGCGUUAUCUUGGGACUGAGGACCCACGACCCUGUUCCUGACUGGAUCACGCACGUCGCGCUGUUGAGAGGGAGAGAAGUCGUCACAGGCCCAAAAGAUAUCAUUCUGGGAAAAGAAGCUCUUCGGUCAAAUCAUGCAACCGCGACAACGGCUACUCAAACUGUCACUAACGAAACCGGUGCCGUCGUUGCGGACCUGAAAAAUGUACGGGUUCAGUACGACAGUCGCAUCGUUCUGCGUGACAUCAAUUGGCAAAUUCUCCAGGGUGAACGAUGGCAUUUGCAAGGCGAAAACGGCUCGGGAAAAACUACUCUACUUUCGAUUAUCACAGAAAUGUUUGACGCCUUCCCUCGCAAGCCCGGAAUGUCCGUCUGGGAUGUCGUCGGGACGGGCUUUGAUGGUACAUUCGUAUCACGCGGAAAACACAACGUUGGAACUGGUGUAAUGCAAGAACUUGCCGAACCUGACGUGCAAUGGAGAGUGACUAGAUGCAAAGAAGUCAUUGACGCUCUGGGACCCGGAGCCUGGGGAGGCGAACAUUCUAGCGAGGACGCAGCAAAGUUCCACAGCAAAGAUUUCGUUGAGCUUUCAGUCGGUGAACAAAGGAUGGUGUUGCUCAUGCGUGCAUUGGUCGGACGACCACAGCUGGUCCUUCUUGACGAGGUCUGGAGCGGAAUGGAUGAAGGCAUGGUGAGUGCGGCCAAGAAAUAUCUUCGAGAAGGAGGCGUCACCAAGGAUCAAGCUGUUAUUGUCAUCACCCAUUGGGAAGACGAAGUUCCCUGGGGUGUUCAAGAUGGAGUCAAGAAGAUACGUCUCGAAAAAGGACAUGGCAGUAUUCUUCAGUAAUUUCUUUUUGUAGCAAGUACAAAUAUACA
Messenger RNA from Desarmillaria tabescens, 1615 nucleotides. Its product is annotated as P-loop containing nucleoside triphosphate hydrolase protein. The transcript has 5 exons. The record is from RefSeq and is a predicted model, not a curated record. NCBI's taxonomy places the organism in Eukaryota, Fungi, Basidiomycota, Agaricomycetes, Agaricales, Physalacriaceae. Bases 105 to 1586 code for a protein of 493 amino acids. Gene Ontology annotation, molecular function: ATP binding; ATP hydrolysis activity.